AUGCACAAGCUGCAGGUGUUGCUGCUGGUGGUGUGCGUGGCGGUGGGCCCCAGCCUGGCCCAGAUCACCUUCUCGCGCUCGUGGGUGCCGCAGGGGAAGCGCUCGGGGGUCGCGGGGGCCCUGAUGGCCCCUGAGGGACCUGCUCACGUGGAAAACUGCCGUGACGUCACACUAACGGCUCUUGCACAGGUCGCUGCUCACGUUUCUGACAUGCUGGAGGGGGCGAAGAGCCUCCGCCCGAAAUACACGAAGUACGUGCCAGAGCCCCGGCAGGACUGA
This is a messenger RNA of Penaeus indicus, 279 nucleotides long. RefSeq lists its product as uncharacterized. The transcript is spliced from 2 exons. Lineage: Eukaryota; Metazoa; Arthropoda; Malacostraca; Decapoda; Penaeidae. The coding region runs from base 1 to 279 and encodes 92 amino acids. The record is from RefSeq and is a predicted model, not a curated record.